UGUCACCGUCAUGAAUAUGCCACAAAUGGAAAUAUAGCGAAAGUUUUAUUCUUUAUUAAAAUUUGACGAUUACAAUUUGAAAAUUGGAUGCAAGCAUGCGCAGUAAACAGUUAGUUCACGUGGUUUGGCAUCAAUUAUUGUAGGUUAUGUUGCUUUGACAAUAGUGAUGGGGCUUAAUACAUUCCCAUUAGAUCGGUUUAUAAGGUAAUUUGUGUGUAAAGUAUGUCGGCUUGUGAAGACGAGGAGUACAGAAUCACUCCUGCACAACAAGCGGCGGCGUCCUGCACAGGGGCACUAGUAACAUCAUUUUUUGUAACUCCUUUGGAUGUAGUAAAAAUAAGAUUACAACUGCAACAAAAAGCAGUGUCCAAUAAUUGCUUUCUUUACUGCAAUGGGUUGAUGGAUCAUAUUUGUGGAUGUCAUCCAAAUCAUCUUCAAAAAGAAUGGUUUCAAAGGCCUGGACAUUUUAAUGGAACACUGGAUGCAUUUAUCAAAAUCAGUAAACAUGAAGGCAUCAGUUCUUUGUGGAGUGGAUUGGGUCCCACUUUGGUAUUGGCAAUACCAGCAACAAUUGUGUAUUUUGUGUCUUAUGAACAACUUCGAAUACAUUUACUGGAUGCACAUCGAGAAAGGCUGGGUGAACAAGUUAAACAACCUUAUUGGAUUCCACUAAUAUCUGGAGCAACUGCAAGAGUUGUCUCUGUUAGUAUAGUUAGUCCUUUGGAAUUAAUAAGGACAAAAAUGCAGUCACAGAAACUAAGUUAUUUCGAGGUUGGAUCAGCAUUAAAAAUGCUUGUAAAGAAUGAUGGAGUCAAAGGGCUGUGGAAAGGUUUACUGCCAACUCUCUUACGAGAUGUUCCCUUUUCCGCAUUGUAUUGGUUUAGCUAUGAAACUAUAAAAGGAUUGUAUACCACUGACCAACCCUCUUUCCUAUUAAGCUUCAUUGCUGGAGCAGUUUCUGGAAGUGUAGCGGCUAGCGUAACUGUACCAUUUGAUGUUGUUAAAACUCAUCAACAAAUAGAAUUCGGACAGAGUACAAUUACCGGAGAGCCCAUGAAAACAAGAACGACGAAAGCUGUCAUUAAAGAUAUAUACAGUAAACAUGGUGUCAGGGGUCUGUUUGCGGGAAUAGUUCCCAGGCUAAUAAAAGUUGCCCCUGCAUGUGCCAUUAUGAUAUCAACGUUCGAAUAUGGAAAGGUAUUUUUCAACAGGUUAGCAAAGUCAGGUCAACAAACAUAUCCAUCUGGGCCUCCUCCACCAACCACCAUCAGUAAUAAUAGUACAAGUAGUAGUAGCAAUUGCAGCUUGGUUGUAAUCAUACAAAGACAUAUUUUCCCGGUGAUAUUGUUUGUCGUAAUGUCUUGCUCUGAUGUCAACCAGCACGGUUUUUAUAAUAAUAAAUUACUCUUGCUGUUUAAGAAAACAUUGUGUUUUAAAAGUGCUUAGUAAUUAGUUGUAAAUCUUAAAACAGAUGCAGAGUAUAUAAUUUCAUAUAUUUACCUACAAGGUGUGAUAUUUAUUUUUUAAUAUAGUUGUAUGAGUUUAGAUGUAAUUCUUUUUUAGACGAAAAGACGUGGAACCUAAUGAGGAUUGCGAUUAUUCGAAAUAUUUCGACUAUGAUGAUGACUUUAUUACGAUAAUCGUCGAUUACCCUGCUGGGCAUUUGUAAAUACUGUGUGAUGUAUUGUAAAUACAGUGUAUAAAAGUGAUAAAUACAGAUACAUUAAAUGUAAAUAAA
This is a messenger RNA of Aethina tumida (small hive beetle), 1738 nucleotides long. RefSeq names its product probable mitochondrial glutathione transporter SLC25A40. The transcript is spliced from 7 exons. Lineage: Eukaryota; Metazoa; Arthropoda; Insecta; Coleoptera; Nitidulidae. The record is from RefSeq and is a predicted model, not a curated record. Bases 223 to 1446 code for a protein of 407 amino acids. Gene Ontology annotation, biological process: mitochondrial transmembrane transport.